Molecule: messenger RNA, 1009 nt
Organism: Toxorhynchites rutilus septentrionalis
Lineage: Eukaryota; Metazoa; Arthropoda; Insecta; Diptera; Culicidae
Product: homeobox protein Hox-C1a-like
Exons: 6
Coding region: 77-1009 (310 amino acids)
Biological process (GO): neuron projection morphogenesis; spinal cord motor neuron cell fate specification; central nervous system development
Cellular component (GO): nucleus
Molecular function (GO): sequence-specific double-stranded DNA binding
Source: RefSeq, a predicted model, not a curated record
CUACAUUGUCUUUCUUGUUCCAGGAACAUAAUAGCUUUUCGAAUCGAUUUUCAGUAUAAUUAGUUAACAUACAAUAAUGUCAAACGAAGUAAAAAGUGUGUUGAGGCAACAAGACAAAAAUAAGAUAAGUGAUACUGCUGUAGAUCGAGAGUUUCUAUCAUCUACUUUUGACAAUAUUAAUUCAUUAUCAUCGAAAACGUGUAUAACAGAAACACAUGUGAUAAGUGAUGCUACAACUGAUCAGUGUAAUGCUUUUAGUUAUAAGCAUAAAGCAUUUAGUAAUUCAAGCUCAUUCCGGAUAGAAGCAAUUUUAGCUAGCGAAAAUGAUCAAAAAAAGAGUGUUGAGUCGGAUGCCUCACUAAACGAAGACACUCUUUCUAGGCCACUGUCAACAACCUCAUCCGGUUCAAGUCCGAGCAUUAGUCCUGGCUGUGAAGAUAUACGAGAUUUUACAGAGCCGAUAAAUAACAAUACAGAAGGCGCAAUAUCGAGCUACCGAGGUUUCCCCCCUUACUACAAUGUAUGUGCAACGCCAUUUAAUUUCGAUAAUGAUUGCACACGGACGCCAUCGAACGAUUUUGAUGUCACAUAUUCUAUGGAAUGCGUAAGAAGUAGCAUAAACCUGACACAGUUUCCUCAACUGGAAUUGAUGAGACGUCCAUAUCUUUACUAUCCGCGGCUGCCAGAUAUUGAAAUACCAGCAGGACACCACUCUGUGUACGGGAAAAAUCGGCGUCCACGAACAGCAUUCACAUCCCAACAACUAUUAGAGUUAGAGAAGCAAUUCAAAAUAAGCAAAUAUUUAUCGAGGCCAAAGCGAUACGAAGUAGCGAACAAUUUACUGUUAUCAGAAACGCAGAUAGCCGCGCGAGAUAGCUGGUGGAUGAUAAUCCAGACGACCGGAGUUCGAAACGCGGUGUUCUUGCCGGGUCUGGCGUCGGCCCAGUACUCGAAGCGAUCGUUAGAGGAGAUGGAGGGAUUGAAUCGGCGAACACGUCCAACGUCGUAA